Messenger RNA from Paramisgurnus dabryanus, 4071 nucleotides. RefSeq names its product leucine-rich repeats and transmembrane domains 2a (gene lrtm2a). Lineage: Eukaryota; Metazoa; Chordata; Actinopteri; Cypriniformes; Cobitidae. The record is from RefSeq and is a predicted model, not a curated record. Gene Ontology annotation, cellular component: plasma membrane. Gene Ontology annotation, molecular function: protein binding.
GACAACCUCCUGACACACACACACACAUUCAAAUGCGAAUACACCAACACAUUGAGGCAAGCCGUUCUGCUGGAAACCACAGAGAAUAAAGACCGGAGCAAGCCCCCCUCCCCACCUCCUCCUUCUCUCUCUCUCUCUCUCUCUCUCUCUCUCUCUCUCUCUCUCUCACUCACUCACUCACUCAUUCUCCGUCCUUCUCAUUCUGAGCAUUACAGCAAGGCACUGCGCAGGAUUGAACUCCCCUCGUUCACUUCCCUCUUAUUUAUUUUAAUAAUUUCCAUUAUUUCUUCCCUCAAUCCAUCUUUUUUUUCCGUGGCAGCCGUCGCUGUUGGCAGUGGUGGGAUAUUUUCAUUUCCAUAUCGGAACGUUAGGAGGGCUGCCAUUCGUUCAUUUCUCCCACAGCCAUCCGUGCAUGCGCGCGUGUGCAUGCGAGCGCAUGUGAGCUCGGGGGGGACGCUGGGAAGGACGGCAUUUAAAGACGUGUCUUCACUGCCUGGCCCCUUGUCGCUGCCCGUGGAGGCUGGCAUCAGGGCCAGCUGAUGCCACAGCAGAUCUGAGGCAGCUGCAUUAGUAGAAGCGGAGACAUGCAGCUUAGCAAUGCACCUGCAGUGAGUCGCAGGAGGAGAGGAAACCCGGACAGUCAAGGGCUGUUAGGUUUGCUGAGCGUGUGCGCUACAUUACUGCAAUUAUGCACUGGCUGUCCUUCAGAGUGUAUCUGUAACUCAUUGGAAGUUAACUGCAGUGGGCGGAGCCUAGUAUCUGUGCCAGCUCUGACCUCUGUCCCGGAGGACACACGCAUCAUCAACCUGACCAAUAACCGACUUGCCUCCCUGCCCGUGUCUGCGUUCGCCAACCUGAGUGCUCUGGAGACACUCGACCUGUCCAACAACUAUCUGGACAACCUGCCUUCCAGACUCUUCCGUGAGCUGGGCAACCUGAGCGAUUUGAGUUUGCGGAACAACAGUCUGACGGUUUUGGAUCGCGAGCUGUUUCGUGGCAUGACCCAGCUGCGGAGGCUGGAUUUGUCUCUGAACGGCCUGGCCGCAGUGCCGCUGGGCCUGCUGGAUGAGCUACAAGGGCUGACCUGGCUGUCUUUGGCAGGGAACAGACUUCACGCACUAGAGAGAGCCACGUUUGAGCCCCUCACCAACCUUCAACACCUGGAGCUGGGCAUAAAUCCUUGGGAGUGUGACUGCAACCUGAGAGACUUCAAACACUGGAUGGAGUGGCUGAUAUAUCGAGGUGGUUACGUCGAUGCGGUUGAGUGUACGCUUCCGAAAGACUUAAGGGGCCGUGACAUCAGGAGUGUUCCUGUGGAGAUGUUCAACUACUGUCUGCAAUUGGAGGAUGAGAAUGGGGGCGGGAAUGCGAAGGGCAGAUCCCCACCGUGCGUUCGGGCGACGGUCGUUCCGUCGGAAGGCGCAGCGGUGCGUACGGAGGCGGAGCUACCGGACUGCGUAAAGCAGCGAUAUCGACCAGUCAGCGUGCGUAGGGCGAUCGGUACGGUGGUGAUCGCCGGUGUCGUCUGUGGGAUCGUGUGUAUUAUGAUGGUAGCGGCGGCAGCGUACGGCUGCAUUUACGCCUCCCUGAUGGCAAAAUACCAGCGAGAGCUGAAGAAACGGCAACCGUUGAUGGGUGACACGGAGGCAGAUGCCGACCCGGAGGAGAAACAGAUCUCAUCGGUUGCAUAGGGCAAAUGGGGACAGGGAUCAGAGGUCAUGCCACAAAUAUAAAGAACCCUUAACUGGUUUAACUGCCCAGUGGAGGACUCGUCACACCUGUUUCCUAAUUCUCUGUCCUUCUUGAGACCCUCUCAGACACUUUAUGACCUUUAUGCCCCAGGACAAGAGGGACCACUCGGCACUUUAGGAGCCCCCAACGUUGAGAGCUUCUCAGCAGUGGAGGCGUGAAUGCUACUGUUGUCCACAGUACCCUAAUGUUUUUUAGAGGAUAAUGUGCUGUCAUUAGCAUUAGCCUCUGUAGCAGUCUAACAAUCAACUAACCCGUCCCAAUACUUAUCUGUUUUUCUAACCCUUAUACCUUACGACCCUAAUCGUAACCCGUAGCCCUAAUUCUGUGUGAACUGAGCAUCAUAACCCCCGUAUAUCAUAUUUGAAAUAUUUCCAAAUUAUUUAUCAGAUAUUUAUGAUAUAUGCUAUACAAUGUGACGUGACCCAAUUUUUCAUGUUUUUCAGCGUGAGGUUUGUCCUUUGUAUCGUGUGCUAAAUCAUUUGUGUUGACACGGGUUUAUUUCGUUUGUUUGUUUCGCCAUGUCCAUCUCUAGUGGUUAUUUAAUAAGACUAGAAGAAACCAGCCCUGACGUCUAUUGUGAAGUGUCUUGAAGUAUUGUGCAGUGCUAAUAUAGGGGAGGCUCUGUUGAUGUUAGUGGCAGAUCUUGGCCUAGUAGAAACGGCUAUUGAUGGGUGAAGAAAGCCCAGUGGCCCUACAGUAAAGCUGCCCUCAAAAGACAACAGCUGAGAUAAGCAUUUAAACGUUACUUUUUAUUAAGAUAGACUUUAACUGUGCAAUAUAAAUCAGUGUCAUAGAUGAUUUAGUGAGAUAUCUUCUCUUAAAGCUUGUGGCGCAGGAGGAUCAAUAGCCUCUGUGUGAUCAAUUUUCGGCUUGUGGACCAAUUUGCAUAAUCCACUUUUCGUUGAGGAGAAAUGCUGUUUUUAGAUAAUUCAAUAAUUCAGAUCCAUUUGACUUCGGCUUUAAGAAACCCAAAGACAUUGUCAAUAUAAGCUAAUCUGCUGCAAUCAACUUUUGGACAUUUAAAGCUUAUAAAAUAAAGGGUGGAGAGGAAAGGAAAAUAUGUCCAGAAUUAGCCGUGCACAAUCUUAAACUGAAAUGAUGUGUAUUUUUCCUUAUUAACAUUAUUUCAUUCAUAUAUAAAAUGAGACUUAUAUUAAAAUGCUGCUAAUGAUAUCAAGGGCAACGCUAUUAUUAAGUGUUUUGGCACAAUGCUGCCAUCUAUAGGAGGGAUGUGCAAUAAGCACAAGGGUGUAAAGCAAACAUCACACCACUUCAUCAGGAUUUAGGAGAUGCUGUACUGCUGUAACUAUAGCAACAAACACUAUCUCCCCCACAUAAUUCAUUACCAAUGCAAAUUACUGGUAAGGUUACUGGCAAAAAGUUGUUAAAGAAAGUGCGUGCUAUGACCCACAUCAGCAUUUGAAAGUGUAGGAUUGUGUCUCUGUGUUUGGUGAUAUCAUAUCAUAUUCCACAUGCAGAUACACAUUUAUUCAAAUGUAUGUUGAAUAUAUGCAUAUAUUUUAGUAUGUGUCUUAGGUCUUAGUUUAUUUAUGAAUAAUAACUUUGCAAAAAAUUUGUAUUAACUUUACCCUGUAACCGUUUCCUGUGCAAAUUCUUUUUUUUUGUCAAGGGACUCCAAAAAAGCAUGCUUUGGCCACGAAAUUAUCAAUUUUUGAAAAGCUCAUGAAUUAUUAAUGGGAGAGGUUUGGACAAAUGAGAGGUUUUGCCGUUGCUUUUCAUUUUUCAACACUUAUGUUAUGCGGCAUGUGUCAUAGGCCUGCGCUCUGCACUGCGCGACAAACACAGAACAGGUAUCCUCUGUUUAAAAAAGCACUUUUGCCACUUUUGGACUAAUACUUUCCUGUCAAAUUGCACUUAUUGCGAAUAUUUUCAAACGUAAGCACAUGCUUGUUUAUUGACGAUGUGCUUUAUCUGAAUAUAAGCUGACAGAGUGACGCGUUAUGUAAUAUGUCAUUGAAUAUGAGCAAGGACUCAGCUGGUGUGUGUUGUACUCUCUCCAGGGACAUAACAUCACACACUACACUAGACGCCGUUGCUAAAUAAAGGCUUUCUAAAUCCUGUUGGAUGGUUGAAGGAAAGGAAUUGCCCGUCUGAUUGAACUGCAAGCAUCUUUAUGAAGUUCUGGUUUAAUAUCUUCUAGCUUAUUGAUGUGUCCUAUUCUUCACUUGACCUUUUUUCUAAGACUGAUAUGAGAUCCUUCUUUAUAUUUUCGCUUGAUAAAAAUGAGUUUGAAAUUAUAAUUUGUGAGCUGUGAUAUAAUUCUGUGUUAAAAAUGAAUAAAGAAUGUAUUUAUGUAAA